Messenger RNA from Vigna radiata var. radiata (mung bean), 475 nucleotides. Its product is annotated as protein SPIRAL1-like 3. The record is from RefSeq and is a predicted model, not a curated record. NCBI's taxonomy places the organism in Eukaryota, Viridiplantae, Streptophyta, Magnoliopsida, Fabales, Fabaceae. The coding region runs from base 80 to 475 and encodes 131 amino acids. Gene Ontology annotation, biological process: cortical microtubule organization. The transcript has a single exon. Gene Ontology annotation, cellular component: cortical microtubule, transverse to long axis.
GUGGGAGGAGAGGAGCCAACUCUUAACUCUUUGAGUGAGUGGUCUCAGCAUCAACAAAGCAUCACAAUACAGAGGGAAAAUGGGUCGUGGUGUGAGUGCUGGUAGUGGCCAGGGUUCCUUGGGUUACCUCUUUGGCAGUGGGGAGCCUACCAACAAUGUUCAAAGUGCUAACCAGGCUGCACACACUCAAAAUGCUAGUGCUCCUUCACCACCAGUUGAAAAGCAGCAAAGUCCAGCACCAGUUGAAAAGCAAAUUCCUGCUGGAAUUCCUGGAAGUCUCAAAAACAAUUACCAUCAUGCCGAUGACCAAAAUUGUGGCAACUUUCUCACUGCUCCAGAUUUGUUGUUAGCUAUUGAAGGCUACCCAUCCGACGUCAAUCUCUUUUGUCGAAGUCAUUUAUGUGUGUUUAUCUUUAACAACUGUGAUGCUUCCAAUUUCAGUCAACAAUUUCACUGUUUCCACCCUUCACAGUGA